This is a messenger RNA of Molossus molossus (Pallas's mastiff bat), 6717 nucleotides long. RefSeq names its product histone deacetylase 5 (gene HDAC5). Lineage: Eukaryota; Metazoa; Chordata; Mammalia; Chiroptera; Molossidae. Gene Ontology annotation, biological process: negative regulation of transcription by RNA polymerase II; chromatin organization. Gene Ontology annotation, molecular function: histone deacetylase activity. The coding region runs from base 1782 to 5105 and encodes 1107 amino acids. Gene Ontology annotation, cellular component: histone deacetylase complex. The transcript is spliced from 26 exons. The record is from RefSeq and is a predicted model, not a curated record.
AAAUAGUCUCUGGGUGGGACUCCAGGCAGCUUUGUGUGUGGGUGGGUCUGGGUGUAUGCCCAUGAAGAUGUGUCCAAGAGGCCUGAGCUGGACCCUCAGGAGUUUCACAGGAGGGUCAUGGGUCAGUGUGGUCAAAGUAAUAACUGCCUUCUCUCCUUGGCUGUCUCCUUUUGUACAGUCUUAAAGGGUCAGAGCUCUUCUUGCUCAACAGCCUAUCCUAUCCCCCACAUCUUUUUCUGUAAGGGUGGAGGGAUAUUUUUUUCUUCUUUUAGAGAUAGGGAAACUAGGGCCUAGAGAUGAAAACCUGUUUGCAAGAGAGACAGAAGUAGCAUCAGGGAGGAAUCCAGGCCCCUUCAUGUCUCCUUCCCCUUUGUCAAUUUGCUGGGCCUGGUGCUUUCUGUUGUGGGGCUCUGCUGGCGAUAUGUGGGAAAGGCCCUGACCAGGUCUUGGGGGGUCCAGCAGACUCGGAGAAACUGGAAGCUGGUGGGAUUGUUUGGCUUUGUGACAUUUGUUUUGGUCAAGGCUGUGCCUGCCCCCUUUCCUUUCUUUCCUUCCCAGCACGACAUGCUCAGGGCAUAGGCUGUGGGCAGAGUGGAGUGCCAGCUGGAGAAGUCUGGACUCCUGAGACUUACUGAGUCAGCUCUGCCUGGUGAGCCCCCUUCUGCAGGGGUUGUGCUUCCCUCUCAGAUCCUCCCACCUCUGCCCUUGCCUUCCCUCAGCCUGUAGGGGUUCUGCCAGGUAGACAUGGAGAGGUCUGUGUGACUUGGAUAAUGGAGGUUGGGCUAUUGAACUCUGACUUCCUGCUUCCUCCUCUGAGUCUGGGCUAGUGAAGGGAGAGGAGAGGCCUGGUGGGUUCUCAUCAGUCCCUUGUCCACCUCAGCUGGACACUGUUCCUUAGUAGGGUUGGUUGUGCCUGGCAGUAGUGCCAACUGGGCUACUAUGUUGACCUGUCCGGGAGCCACCUCCAGUCACACCAGGCCUAGAGUCUAAGCCACGACCAAGGGAACAGAAGCUGUCCAGAGGCAUCUGUUGGUGGCUUGGGAAGGACAUUUCCCAGCUAUGAGAUUUUAUUUCCUUAAGUAAAAGGCUAAAAUAAUCAACCUUGAGUUGAUGGGUUGCCUUUCCAGAUAUUGGUGGUCCCAGUUCUCCUUGCAGCUACUUCUGCCAGGGUUGACAGGAGUAUGGUAGUAGCUGAAGGCUUCCACCAGCACCGGAGCAGGCAGCCUGGGAGCAGCUCUGUGCCCUGCCAGGAGGGGCCUCCUGAGGGGGCCUGUAGAACUGGCUGUGCCUCCUGGCGGGCUUUCCAGAUCCCCCCAGUAGGGGGAGAUGCUGUCUUCUCUUGUUUGGGAAGGAGGGAGAGGAAGAGGGAACUGGAAACUGGGGACCUCAUUUUAGGACUAUGGGGAGGCCUCAGAACUGGGAUCAUUGAUUGGGAGCACCCCUCCCCUCCUCAGGCCCUUCCCGCCAAGUUUUCCUGGGGCUCCAGGACUGGCUGUCCCACUUGUAGAGUUAGAGCUCCUCCAGGGAGCACCUCCACCCAGCUUGUCCUCUUCAAGGGGUUCUGCGUCUGCUAUUCCCAGAGCUCAGGGUGGCAUCUGGGCUGGGGUUGCAGGUGCCCAGUGCCAGGCAGAGGCUUGGAUACCAUGUGCCUUUGGACUCCACGAAAGUAAAAUGAAACCACGUAUUGUAGCUGGAGCACUCAGGUGUCUACUUCCCCUGUGGACACUCUUCAGAGAGGCCCAAGAAGAGCAGGGGACCACGAGGCUAGGGAGAAAGAUGGGAUGUCAGGCCGGGAACCAUCCUUGGAAAUCCUGCCUCGGACCCCUCUACACAGCAUCCCUGUGGCAGUGGAGGUGAAGCCGGUGUUGCCAGGAGCCAUGCCCAGCUCCAUGGGUGGUGGGGGUGGAGGCAGCCCCAGCCCAGUGGAGCUGCGGGGUGCUCUGGCAGGCUCUGUGGACCCUGCAUUGCGGGAGCAGCAGCUGCAGCAGGAGCUCCUGGCGCUCAAGCAGCAGCAGCAGCUGCAGAAGCAGCUCCUGUUUGCUGAGUUCCAGAAACAGCAUGACCACCUGACACGGCAGCAUGAGGUCCAGCUGCAGAAGCACCUCAAGCAGCAGCAGAUGUUGGCAGCCAAGAGGCAGCAGGAGCUGGAGCAGCAGCGACAGCGGGAGCAACAGCGGCAGGAGGAGCUGGAGAAGCAGCGGCUAGAACAGCAGCUGCUCAUCCUGCGGAAUAAGGAGAAGAGCAAAGAGAGUGCCAUCGCCAGCACUGAGGUGAAACUGCGGCUCCAGGAAUUCCUCCUGUCAAAGUCAAAGGAGCCCACGCCAGGCGGCCUCAACCAUUCCCUCCCACAGCAUCCCAAAUGCUGGGGAGCCCACCAUGCUUCUUUGGACCAGAGUUCCCCUCCCCAGAGUGGCCCCCCUGGGACGCCUCCCUCCUACAAACUGCCUUUGCUUGGGCCCUAUGAUAGCCGUGAUGACUUCCCCCUCCGAAAAACAGCCUCUGAACCUAACUUGAAGGUGCGUUCAAGGCUAAAGCAGAAGGUGGCUGAGCGGAGAAGCAGUCCCCUCCUGCGUAGAAAGGAUGGGACUGUCAUUAGCACCUUUAAGAAGAGAGCUGUUGAGAUCACAGGUGCCGGACCUGGGGUGUCGUCAGUGUGUAACAGCGCGCCAGGCUCUGGCCCUAGCUCUCCCAACAGCUCCCACAGCACCAUCGCUGAGAACGGCUUUACUGGCUCAGUCCCCAACAUCCCCACCGAGAUGCUCCCCCAGCACCGGGCCCUCCCUCUGGAGAGCUCUCCCAACCAGUUCAGCCUCUACACGUCUCCCUCUCUGCCCAACAUCUCCCUAGGGCUGCAGGCCACAGUCACUGUCACCAACUCGCACCUCACCGCCUCCCCAAAACUGUCAACACAGCAGGAGGCCGAGAGGCAGGCCCUUCAGUCCCUGCGGCAGGGUGGCGCACUGACUGGCAAGUUCAUGAGCACCUCCUCUAUCCCUGGCUGCCUGCUGGGCGUGGCACUGGAAGGUGACACGAGCCCCCAUGGGCACGCCUCUCUGCUACAGCAUGUAUUGCUACUGGAGCAGGCCCGGCAGCAGAGCACCCUCAUUGCUGUGCCUCUCCAUGGACAGUCCCCACUGGUGACAGGUGAACGAGUGGCUACCAGCAUGCGGACGGUGGGCAAGCUCCCGAGGCAUCGGCCCCUGAGCCGCACUCAGUCCUCGCCGCUACCCCAGAGCCCCCAGGCCCUGCAGCAGCUGGUCAUGCAACAGCAGCACCAGCAGUUCUUGGAGAAGCAGAAGCAGCAGCAGUUGCAGCUGGGCAAGAUCCUCACAAAGACUGGGGAGCUGCCUCGACAGCCCACCACCCACCCUGAGGAGACAGAAGAGGAGCUGACAGAGCAGCAGGAGGCCUUGCUGGGGGAGGGAGCCCUCACCAUACCCCGAGAAGGUUCCACGGAGAGUGAGAGCACGCAGGAAGAUCUGGAGGAGGAGGAUGGGGAGGAAGAAGAGGAGGAGGAGGAGGAGGAGGAGGAGGACUACAUCCAGGUCAAGGAUGAGGAGGGCGAGAGUGGUGCUGAGGAGGGACCUGACUUGGAGGAGUCCAGUGCUGGUUACAAAAAGGUGUUCUCAGAUGCCCAACAGCUACAGCCACUGCAGGUAUACCAGGCACCCCUCAGCCUGUCCACUGUGCCCCACCAGGCCCUGGGCCGAACCCAGUCCUCACCUGCUGCUCCUGGGGGCAUGAAGAGCCCCCCAGACCAGCCCACCAAGCACCUCUUCACCACAGGUGUGGUUUACGACACAUUCAUGCUGAAGCACCAGUGCAUGUGCGGAAACACACACGUGCACCCUGAGCACGCUGGCCGUAUCCAGAGCAUCUGGUCCCGGCUGCAGGAGACGGGCCUGCUUAGCAAGUGUGAGCGGAUCCGGGGUCGAAAAGCCACACUGGACGAGAUUCAGACAGUGCACUCUGAAUACCACACCCUGCUCUAUGGGACCAGCCCCCUCAACCGACAGAAGCUGGACAGCAAGAAAUUGCUUGGCCCCAUCAGCCAGAAGAUGUAUGCCAUGCUGCCCUGUGGGGGCAUCGGGGUGGACAGUGACACCGUAUGGAAUGAGAUGCACUCCUCUAGUGCUGUGCGCAUGGCAGUAGGCUGCCUGGUGGAACUGGCUUUCAAGGUGGCGGCUGGAGAGCUCAAGAAUGGAUUUGCCAUCAUCCGGCCCCCAGGACACCACGCUGAGGAAUCUACAGCCAUGGGAUUCUGCUUCUUCAACUCUGUAGCCAUCACAACCAAACUCCUGCAGCAGAAGCUGAACGUGGGCAAGGUUCUCAUCGUGGACUGGGACAUUCACCACGGUAAUGGCACCCAGCAAGCAUUCUACAAUGACCCCUCUGUGCUUUACAUCUCCCUGCAUCGCUAUGACAACGGGAACUUCUUUCCAGGCUCUGGGGCUCCUGAAGAGGUUGGCGGAGGGCCGGGUGUGGGGUACAAUGUGAACGUGGCAUGGACGGGAGGUGUGGACCCCCCCAUCGGAGACGUGGAAUACCUAACAGCCUUCAGGACAGUGGUGAUGCCCAUUGCCCACGAGUUCUCACCUGACAUGGUCCUAGUCUCCGCCGGGUUUGAUGCUGUUGAGGGACACCUGUCUCCGCUGGGUGGCUACUCUGUCACCGCCAGAUGUUUUGGCCACUUGACCAGGCAGCUGAUGACACUGGCGGGGGGUCGGGUGGUGCUGGCCCUGGAAGGAGGCCAUGACUUGACCGCCAUCUGUGAUGCCUCUGAGGCCUGCGUCUCGGCUCUGCUUAGUGUGGAGCUACAGCCCUUGGAUGAGACAGUCUUACAGCAAAAGCCCAACAUCAACGCAGUGGCAACGCUAGAGAAAGUCAUCGAGAUCCAGAGCAAACACUGGAGUUGUGUGCAGAAAUUUGCUGCCGGUCUGGGUCGUUCCCUGCGGGAGGCCCAGGCAGGGGAGACAGAGGAGGCCGAGACUGUGAGCGCCAUGGCCUUGCUGUCAGUGGGGGCCGAGCAAGCCCAGGCUGUUACAGCCAGGGAGCACAGCCCCAGGCCAGCAGAGGAGCCUAUGGAGCAGGACCCUGCCCUGUGACGCCCUGGCCCCCAUCCCUCUGGGUUUCAUCAUUGUGAUUUUGUUUAUUUUUUCUAUUAAAAACAAAAAGUCACGCAUUCAAUGACGUGUGCCGUGUGGGUCUCUCAGCCUCGCCCCUCCUGUUCCUCUAAGCUGUCUCAGGCCCCUUCCCCUAUGGCCCACAUCUUAGCUCUAGAAGUUUGCUCCCUCUGUAGGGUAUGGGGGUACCUCUUGCAGCCCCUCCCCAUAUUGUAUCUCUUACCCACUUUCCCAAAUUCUGUUCUUUUCCCCCUUGGAGCCUGGGCCAGCUCAAGGUGGGCAUGGGGGCCCAGAUAGUACCUUCUGGUUCUGGAGUCUCCCUGAGUGAGGAGAGAACAGGAAGUUUGGUGCCUUGGCUUCAGCUGACUUGGGGGGAGAUGCCUUAAUUUCACCCUCCUCUCCUCUCCAACUUUGGGAGGUUCUGGAGGGUCUCUAUAUGGUCUAGGAUGUAGAGUGGAGGGGAGGUGGGCUCUCAUCCAAUGCUUCCCCACCCUUUUUCCCCUCUGUUGACCUCACCAUCUUGUGCAGGUAUCUUUCUCUCCUCCUUUCUCUUGGCCUCAGCACCAGAGGGAAGCUUAUGCCCUAGGAUGUGGGCCUGAGGUCUAUGGGCAGGGCUGUCUUGCUUUACACUCCUCAGGACCUAUUUUCCCUUCCAAGGGCUGGAGUGGAUGGGGAGGGAUGGGGCUGGACUCCUGGGUUCUGAGGGGCCCGGGGGAGCCACAGAUUGAGGCCUGCUUUCUACCUUACUCUGUUGGCCUUGCCCCUCUGCUGGCACAGACUAGGGAGGGGAAGAAGGUGGUCCCUGCAGGUGGCGCUGGAAGCUGGUGAGAGCACCCUGUUGUUCAAGACCAGAUUUCCAGCAUGCUGCAAGUAGUAGGGUCAGUGGCCCACCUCCCUCCUGAGACCUUUUGCUUUGAAGCCUGGGGAUGGUGAGAAUGGGGGCUCAAGAAGGGGCAGGACCAGAACCUGGAAACCCAGGAGUCUACCCUCAGCUGGAGCUCCCCUUCCUCCUGGGCUUCCUUUGCUGGCCACCAGCCCACGGAACCUAAGACCAGGAAGGGGUACUGCCCUUUCUCUUUCCUAGGAGCCCAGCCUCGCCCUGUUCUGGGGCUGGGGGCCCACAAGGCUUCUAGAGAAUGCUGUCCAGCCUGUAGGAAACCAAAGAUGGGAAGUGGCUCCUAGGGGGCUGAGUCUGCCUUCCUCCUCCUUCCCAAAACUACAUAUAUUUCUUUCAUCCCAUCCCUAGGGCCCCACCAAUCUGUUUACAUAUUUAUUAUCCUGAUGGGGGCCUGAGCAGGGUUGAGGGAGUCAGGGGAAGGGCAGGAGUCCCACCACCAUCAGUUCAUUGUGCACUUGUGUCUUGUAUGUUCUAGAUCCUCCUGGGAGAUGGGGAUGGGGCUGGGCUCAGGGUGUCAGGCCUCCCCAUGCUGAGCCCCAGCUCUGGACUCCUUACCCCCCAUCUUCAUGUGGUUGGUCUGGUUCUCAUGUAAACCCAUUCCUUGCUUUGUCUCCCUGGAUAUGGUUUUCAGUUAAGUAUUUUGUAACCCAUUACAUUGUGUGUCCUUGUAUAAAUAAAUUUGUUUCUGGCAGUGCC